Strongylocentrotus purpuratus (purple sea urchin) is the source of this 936-nucleotide messenger RNA. RefSeq names its product prolactin-releasing peptide receptor-like. The record is from RefSeq and is a predicted model, not a curated record. Gene Ontology annotation, cellular component: membrane. Gene Ontology annotation, biological process: neuropeptide signaling pathway. Lineage: Eukaryota; Metazoa; Echinodermata; Echinoidea; Camarodonta; Strongylocentrotidae. The coding region runs from base 1 to 936 and encodes 311 amino acids. The transcript is spliced from 2 exons. Gene Ontology annotation, molecular function: neuropeptide receptor activity.
AUGGGAUACUACAUGAAUUCGACUUCGGAACUGAACACUUUGUUCACAGCUAUGAACGACUCAGUAAAUGAUUUUAUUACUUCUGAAGAAAACUAUGAGAUUAAGGACCAAGAUAUUGCUACUGCUGUUAACUUAACCUAUUAUACGAUGGUGUUGGUCUUAGGACUACCAGGUAACACUGUUAUCAUGAAAGCCUACGCAUGGAAAAAACGGAAGACGAGCACGGAUAUCCUCAUUAUGGCUCAAGCGACAGUCGACUUCGUCGCUUGUGUAUUUUGUCCUGUCUUCACCAUCCGCAAUGCAUUCCCAGGGCUGAUGACCAAAGGUUUGUGCCAUGCGUCAUCUCUCGCCAAUAAUGCAACGGCUUUCGCCUCACUUUAUCUGACCACUGCGAUCGGCAUCGAUCGCUACAUGGCUGUAUGUCGUCCAUUACGACGACGAAUGACGGUACGUAUGUCCAUUUUCAUUGCAAUACUGUGUACGGUCGUUUCCAUCGUGACUAACAUUCCAGCUGCAGUGUUUACUGAAGUUCGUCACUUCGGAAGUAUUGGAAGAAGCCUGUGCUUCGUUUAUGGCUCUUACGUCUUGGGUACAACAAUGUCGACUUUGGUGUUAUUCACCGUAUCGCUGAUGACGAAUACUGUCCUUUACGCUUUGAUCUACGUUGCCCUUCGUAAGAGAGCAAAGAUUAACGCCGACAUGACGGGGAAGCAUCCCGUUGUCGCUACUGUUGUAGUCCCCAUCAUUCCACUUCCGGCACUUCUAAGAGCUAGUCAAAUUUCGGGACAUAUGGCGGUUAUCCAGAUCCUCUACUCUCUCAGACUCCUUAACCACAUCGUCAAUUUCUUCGUCUACUAUUUGGCCAACAACAGUUUCAGAAGAAACGUCAGAGAGUCGUGUAAACAUUGCAGAUGCACCCAGAAGUUGAUCAUGUAA